Vicia villosa (hairy vetch) is the source of this 475-nucleotide messenger RNA. Its product is annotated as cysteine-rich receptor-like protein kinase 10. The coding region runs from base 2 to 475 and encodes 157 amino acids. NCBI's taxonomy places the organism in Eukaryota, Viridiplantae, Streptophyta, Magnoliopsida, Fabales, Fabaceae. Gene Ontology annotation, biological process: protein phosphorylation. Gene Ontology annotation, molecular function: ATP binding; protein kinase activity. The record is from RefSeq and is a predicted model, not a curated record. The transcript is spliced from 2 exons.
CAUGUCUCCAGAGUAUGCAAUGCUUGGACAAUUUUCUGAGAAGUCAGAUGUUUUUAGUUUUGGUGUCAUUGUUUUAGAGAUUAUUACUGUAAAAAGAAAUAUAAGUCCUUAUGAUCCAAAUCAUGUUGCGGAAGGCCUCACAAGUUAUGUAUGGAGACAAUGGAUAAAUGAAAAUCCAUUAAUCAUAUUGGAUUCAAAAAUAGAAAAUUAUUCUCUUAUUGAAGUUAUUAAGUGCAUACAAAUUGGUUUGUUAUGUGUUCAAGAAAAUCCAAAUGCCAGACCAACAAUGUCAAAUGUUGUUUCAUAUCUUAACAGUCAUUCCCCAGAAUUACCAUCACCACAAGAACCAGCAUUUUUCAUACACAGCAGAAUCAAUCAAGAAGUAACAUCACAAAUGGAAUCAAGUUCUACCAAUAAUUUUGUAUCAUAUUCUGUUAACGAGAUAUCUAUGAGUGAAGUUUAUCCUCGACAAUAG